Molecule: messenger RNA, 2298 nt
Organism: Bombyx mandarina (wild silkworm)
Lineage: Eukaryota; Metazoa; Arthropoda; Insecta; Lepidoptera; Bombycidae
Gene: pins
Product: G-protein-signaling modulator pins
Biological process (GO): establishment of mitotic spindle orientation
Cellular component (GO): cell cortex
Molecular function (GO): identical protein binding; G-protein alpha-subunit binding; GDP-dissociation inhibitor activity
Source: RefSeq, a predicted model, not a curated record
ACCGUUGUCAACUUCUACGCGAUGUAUACGCCCCGCUUGAUAAAAUACUAAGAAAUCGUCUAAAGUUUUCAGCAUGAGAAAGAACUUUAAAAUAUUGCAUUAAUAUUUUUAUUUGUGUUAUUUUGUGCUAGAAAUCUACAAUAUGUCAGUAAGUGCAAGUGCAGAAAACCUUUCGACGGAUGCACAGAGUUGUGAUGGAGGAUCCAUGUGUCUCGAGCUCGCUCUCGAAGGUGAGAGGCUCUGCAAGGCUGGCGACUGCAAAGCAGGAGUAGCCUUCUUCCAAGCGGCGAUACAGGCGGGAACAGAUGACCUACGCACUCUGAGCGCAAUAUACAGCCAAAUGGGCAACGCUUAUUUCUACCUUGGUGAAUACCAUAAAGCAGUGCAGUACCACCGACACGAUCUAACUUUAGCAAGAACCAUGAAUGAUAAGCUGGGCGAAGCCAAAGCUUCAGGUAAUCUAGGCAACACGCUUAAAGUAAUAGGAAAGUUCAAUGAGGCCAUACAGUGCUGCCUCCGACACCUGGAGAUCUCUCGCUCCCUGGGCGACAGAAAUAGCGAGGGUAGAGCUCUGUACAACCUGGCCAACGUAUACCAUGCCCAAGGUAAACAUCUGGGAAAGGUCGGACAAAACGAUCCGGGACAUUUUCCCCAAGAGGUGCGCGAAUGCCUUUUACAAGCAGUCAACUAUUAUGAACAAAAUUUGGUACUCAUGCGUGAGCUGAACGAUCGCCUAGCCAUCGGUCGGGCUUGCGGCAACCUAGGAAACACUUAUUACCUGCUUGGUGAAUUUAACGUAGCUGUUCAGUACCACACGGAGCGACUGGAAAUGGCCAAGGAAUGUAAAGACAAGGCAGCCGAAAGACGCGCCCACAGCAAUCUUGGAAACUCACACAUUUUCCUCGGGCAGUUUGAGAACGCGGCCGAUCAUUACAAACAGACUUUGGCGAUUGCCGAAGAAUUAAAAGACGAAGCGGUGGUCGCACAAGCCUGCUACUCCUUAGGAAAUACGUACACGUUACUCCGGGAGUAUAGAAUUGCGGAAGAGUACCAUGCUAGGCACCUGGAGGCGGCCAGGAAGCUUCAGGAUCGAGUUGGCGAAGGCAGGGCCUGUUGGUCUCUGGGCAACGCCCACGCGGCUCUCGGCAACCACGAGAAAGCAUUGUAUUAUGCCAUUGAACAUUAUACCAUAUCGAAAGAGAUCUGUGAUGUGCUGGGGAUGGCCACGGCACAGAUGAACAUCAACGAUCUCCGCAAGGUGCUCGGACUCCCGCCCCUCGCCGAGGCCGCCGCAGCUCAGCCCGCCCCGCAAGACCAAGCCGGCUCGAGCCAGACGCCCUUCAACGCCCUUCGCGUGAGGAGGCAGAGCAUGGAACAGCUGUCCCUGAUACAAUUGACACCCGACGGUAAGAAGGACCCCGAGGACGCCCAGAAGAAAGCCGUGCUGAUGCGUUCGGAAUCCGAAGACAGCCCCAUGGAGUCCUUCCUCGAUUUGCUAUCCAAAUACCAAUCCGAGAGGAUGGAUGAGCAGCGAGCCACCCUCGUGGAGACCAAAGAAAUCCAAGAGACACCCAAACCAACUGAGAAGCCGAAGCCCAGCUCCAGCAAACUGUUCCGCUCUUCCAGCAGCGGCAGCAAGCAGUACGAUUCGAACGAGGCGCUCUUGGACAUGAUCACCGAUCUCCAGUCCGAGCGCAUGGACUCCCAGCGCGCCGAGCUGCGCCCGAUCAAAAAGAAGCUGUCCAAGGAAAUGAAGGGGACCUCGCUACCCGGCCUCCGCACCGCCCGCGUCGCCGGCGCCAAGCCGGAGGACGAUUUCCUCGACAUGAUUGCUCGUGUACAGGGCACCCGGCUCGACGAUCAACGGACCGAGAUGCCUCGUCCCAAGGCCGACCCUCGUCCCAAGACCGUGCCCGAUGACGAUUUCUUCGCUCUGAUCAUGAGGGCCCAGUCUGGACGUAUGGAGGACCAACGAGCUGCCAUUCCGAAGCCGGCCGAGAACCGACAGAGCAAGCCGGCCCCCAAGCCGCGUAAAUAGCUAUUGCACCACGAAGUGCUCAUCUAAAGAGCACAAAGUUGAUUCGAUCGGACGCCGCCGCAGAAACACUGAGAACCAUCCAUCAUAAUCAGGACAACAUCGAGCGGCGCAACCACGAUUCGAACAACUAGAGUUGGCAUUGACCAACCAACCAACCAAGCAAAUAAAUCGUCUUCUCGCAUUAAAACUGUAUUAUCUCAAAACUUACUAAUAUUACAGGAGAGUGUUUUAAAGGUUUAAAAUGUUAUAUUUAUAAUAUU